GAUGAUAGUCAUGUUUGCUCGCCCACAGGGUAUUUGCCGGCAUCGUGAGGCUUCAACGAAGGACGCUGGACCCUGAAAAGCGAGAUCCCGUGUGCUGGGAAGUGCGGUAUGUUCUUGCACCGAGGUUGGGAAUACGAGAGCUUUUGACGUCGUGGAGCUUUUCGGCACGGCAGACUAUCUACAAGUAGGAAGAGAGGAGGGACUUCGGCUUCACGGCGCGAUGCGAUGCAUAGAUGCCCUCGGUCACGGUUUUGGUCGUAGUAUGUUUGUUAGCAAUCGACCUGUUUCAAACAGGUACACCGGACCUUCUAUGGUUCGCCCAACUGGACUCGAGGUCUUGGUGUUGGCCAAACACGUGGACCAUGUCGAGUCGAGGUGUUAGACACGACAAUCAAGUCGACAGGUUCAUUGGUGAUCACAAGCACGGAGUACUCUAUACCAGUUCCACGUCUAUCUGUUCAUCUCCGCCUUUUUGCAAAAGUGCCGACUCCGAUCCCCAAGUUAUUCCCCCUCCAUUAUCGUAUGGACUCUGCCAGAAUAAGAAAAAGCAAAAAUAAUAUCCAAGCCAAGGGACCCUUCCAUAGUUGCCUCCCCUUCGCGACCCGCCUCACCCUUUCACAGGCA
Molecule: messenger RNA, 624 nt
Organism: Aaosphaeria arxii CBS 175.79
Lineage: Eukaryota; Fungi; Ascomycota; Dothideomycetes; Pleosporales
Exons: 2
Coding region: 234-557 (107 amino acids)
Source: RefSeq, a predicted model, not a curated record